GGCUUGAAGAGAGCAAGAAAUAGGCUAAAUAUUGUGAAGCAGACAUGGCUGGUCCCAACAUCUGGCAAGUUACUAGUGGAGAAAACAUGUAGUGUGUGAACUUGAAUGAAGGGAGUUGUUCUUGGAGGAGGUGGGACAUGACAGGAUCACCUUGCCACCAUGCAAUAGCUGCUAUGCAGAAGAUAAAAGUUCACACCCUGAAGAUUAUGUGCAUCCAUUCUUUAAGAAGGAAAUGUACAAGGCUGCAUACCAACACAUCAUCUACCAUGUUCCUGGUCAUGAAUUCUGGCCAAACACAAACACAUGAGACAUAGAGCCACCAGUAUUUAGGGAGAAGAAAAGGGAGAAGCAGACAACUAGGAAAAAGGGUUAGUUUGAAGUGCCAACUCCUAAGGAUACAUCUAGGAUGGGCACAAUAACCUGCAUUAACUGCAGCAAUCAACACACUUCCAAGGCAUCAUCUGGUGCAGUGAGCAUUUGGGAACUUCCUCCAUGGGAGCACCAAGGAACGAUGGCUCGAGGAUGAUGUCAGGUGUCUCCUACACACGGUAGAAGCUAAAUCAGUCAAAGAAUCCAUUCAAUAUUUACAGAUCCAUCAAGCACUGCCUAAACCAAAGAUUCAACCAAGGAAUCCAUCCAUAGUUGCAAAUCCUCAACCCUAAAUCCAAAAUCAAAUGAACCCUAACCCUAAUUCUAAGUAAUGGAGAGGGACAAGAGAGGAUGAUACUUACAAAGUACUCCAUAUCCAUUAGGUUUCCGCCCAUGUUGUCGUUGUCGGAGCUCUCUUCCACAUCAUUCCAAGAAGACAUCCUUGCCGGCGACGAGGAAGAAGGUGGUCGGCGACGAAGGCGAGCAAGGGCAUGGGAGAACAGAGCGAGGAAGAGAGUGAGAGUGAGUGUGAGUGAGAGAGAGUGAGCGAGAGGAGCCCGGCCGGCUCGGUCCUUUUGACCCCGGUCGGAACGAAUUGCUCUAACGGCCGUCCGCAUGCGCGCCGUCAUCCCCUGGCCGACAGAAGCCCGACGGGCGGGCCCUACAUGUCAUAAACGCAAUUAAAAUGUAACCGUUCGGCCACUUGGGUUUUUAAAGCAGCGUACCACUUUUGCGGUAGUUUUUUGAAAGAUUAAAAAGAGUGAUAGUUUUCUAUGGUCAACACAUGUAACGUGGUAAUUUUUUUGCUACAUACUCUUUUUGUGACAAUGCCAAUUAUAUCAUAUAGGGAACACAUGUGCAGGCAGACUCCUCGUUGUCGAUGGGAACAACGGCCUCACAAAAAGAAAAUCUGCAGUCCAUUCUGAAGAGAGACAAACUUGAAUGGGUUAUUUGAUUUUUCUUAGAAAAAGCUUCUAUCAUGUGGUCAACCUAUGUGCCGUGUUUCACUCACGAUGCCUAUUGCUCCUCCAACUAUUGGAACUCCCUGCCGGUCUUUCCCUCUUCCUAUGAAAGUAAAAUAACAUGUGAUACUCGAAAAAAAACUAGUGGAUUAUUAAGCUGACAACGCAUCCGCUCAGAAUACGGAGAGAUGCACAAAAUGGAUUAUUGGCACUAACGGCUGGAUAUUAUUCUCAACAGAUGCAAGGUGUGCAAAGCCUAUAAAAUUCAUUAUGUCAUGUUAGCACUAAGCUAGAACUGCAGCACAUGGUCACAGGUCACUGUGCCACCCCCUGACACCCUUAUAAGUCGUGAUGUACGAGACCACGUAUAUCAUUCCUACACAAAAGAUGCUAACAAAAUGGGUUAGCUGUCCUAGCUAAAAAAAAUGCGAAAAAGGGGGUGCCCUAAGCCCCUAACUAAUUUGUUCCCUAGAUGCUAUAAAUACCCUCUCCAGCUUCCUCUCUAUUAAUACAGCCCCAAAUCUCUCUCUCUCUCUCCAUGGCCAUGGAUCUCCCCUCCAAUUUCGAGUUGGUUGAUAACAGUACACUCACUGAAAUCACAAAGUUUACAAUCAAACACGUGUACUUGCAUCACAUCUAUUCCGGGCCAAACCCAAAUCAGUUACAAUUAAUAGCCGGCACUAAUGGGUUUGGCUCGACUUUUGUUAACAGUUGGGAAAUAUAUGAUGGGGUCGGCCCUAAGGCACAUGUGAUUGCCCGUGCGGAUGGUCUACAUAUGCAUUCUAAGAGUUGGCACAAUUCGUUCUCCAUGUUGUUCGAGGUUGAAAGGUUUAAGAACUCCACUCUUCAAGUUCUGGGGUCAUCCGUUGAGAAAGAAGGUGAGUGGGCUAUCGUGGGUGGGACCGGUGAAUUCGCAAUGGCACGUGGCGUCAUCAAGAUAAAAGUACAUGAGAAAAUACCUGGUGGAGAAAUACUUGAGCUUGAUAUCCUUGGAUAUUGUACUAUGCCGAGCCGUGCUCUUGCUGUUACGAAAAGUGAAGCAUGGGGUUCAAACGGAAAUUUCGUUCAUGACAUCAACGAAAAACCUUUGCGUCUACGGAGUGUGACCGUUCGCACCAGCGACCUCUUCGAUGGAAUUAAGUUUACUUACAUUGACCAAACUGGGCAGACUCGUACCGAAAACCUAUGGGGUUUUAGUCAAGAUGGAUCGGAGCACACAGUCACACUUGGUCCUUCAGAGUUUCUGAAGGAAGUAUCCGGUGUAAUUGAUAACUCCAAUGAGCCGAACUAUUUUGUACGGUCAAUAAAAUUGGUCACCAAUCAAAGAGAGUUUGGACCUUUUGGUGGAGCUCAAGGUGGUACUGAGUUCAAAAGCAGGGUGCCAGAGGACAGCAUGAUUGUGGCUUUCCAUGGCAGCAGUGGCGAUAAUUGGCCCGGCCAUUAUAGGAUGCACUCGAUCGGUGUUUACUCGAUUCCUCGGAACGUCCUCACUACCUAGUAAUACUGCUGCUGAUUGCGGCUCUUUUAGCCAACGUGUUUGUUUAAUUUGUUUGGUUCCAACAAAAGAUGGUCAGGGUCAUAUCCUGCCAGCCAGUAAUCCGAGUUCUUGUCA
Messenger RNA from Hordeum vulgare subsp. vulgare (domesticated barley), 2943 nucleotides. Its product is annotated as protein GOS9-like. The record is from RefSeq and is a predicted model, not a curated record. Gene Ontology annotation, molecular function: carbohydrate binding. The transcript has 4 exons. Bases 1870 to 2829 code for a protein of 319 amino acids. Lineage: Eukaryota; Viridiplantae; Streptophyta; Magnoliopsida; Poales; Poaceae.